Molecule: messenger RNA, 471 nt
Organism: Medioppia subpectinata
Lineage: Eukaryota; Metazoa; Arthropoda; Arachnida; Sarcoptiformes; Oppiidae
Source: the annotation of a GenBank genome assembly
UUUAUUUGUGAUUUCAAUGAAUGCCUCAAAAGUUUUAAACGAAAAGGAGAUUUAUUUCAACACAAAAGUUGUGUUCAUUUGAAUGAAAAGAGAUUCAAAUGUAAUGAAGAAAAUUGCAAUAAAGGUUUUGCUUUAAAAUCAAAAUUAUAUGAACACAAACGCAUACAUUCGGGAGAAAAACCAUUUGUUUGUGAUUUCAAUGAUUGUAACAAAGCUUUUACCGCAAAAAAUUCUUUAUCUCAACACAAAAGUACAAUUCAUUUGAAUGAAAAGAAAUUCAAAUGUGAUUUUCCCGAUUGUAAUCAAGCCUUUAAACAACACAACCAUUUAGUCAAUCAUAAAAAUUGCGAUCAUUUAAAUUAUAUAUGUAAGGAAAAAAAUUGUGACAAAAGAUUCGCUAAUGAAUAUCUACUGAAUGCACACAAACGCAAUCAUUCGGGAGAAAAACCAUUUGUCUGUGAUUUUAACGGA